Chelonia mydas (Green sea turtle) is the source of this 1604-nucleotide messenger RNA. RefSeq names its product oligodendrocyte transcription factor 3 (gene OLIG3). The transcript has a single exon. Gene Ontology annotation, molecular function: protein dimerization activity. Lineage: Eukaryota; Metazoa; Chordata; Testudines; Cheloniidae. The record is from RefSeq and is a predicted model, not a curated record. Bases 240 to 1061 code for a protein of 273 amino acids.
AGCGCUAUAAAAGCCCCUCUUUUCCAGGCUGAGGUUAGUUCAAGCAUACACCAACCAGCUAUCCUGUAAACAGGCUGGGUAGCCUGCGGGAGAGAUUAGAGGGAGAAAGGAGAGUUUUCUUCCUGUUGGAACCUUUCCCCCCUCCCCGCAGAACCUGCAGUUUAUUUAUUUUUUAAAACAACCCUAUUUCACCCUCUCCAGAGCAGGGAAGAAAUUUCUUGCUCCGAAGCCCCAAUACAAUGAAUUCUGACUCCAGCUCUGUCUCCAGCAGAGCUUCCUCGCCAGACAUGGAUGAGAUGUACCUGAGAGAUCACCAUCACCACCAUCACCACCACCACCAUCAGGACAACCGGCUCAACUCGGUCUCCUCCACUCAGGGCGACCUGGUGCAGAAGAUGUCCGGGGAAGGCCUCUCCAGAAACGGCUCCAAGGCCGGAGGGGAAGGCAGCAAGUACAAAAUCAAGAAGCAACUCUCGGAGCAGGACCUGCAGCAGCUCAGGCUGAAGAUCAAUGGGCGGGAACGCAAAAGGAUGCACGACCUGAACCUGGCUAUGGAUGGGCUGAGGGAGGUGAUGCCCUACGCUCAUGGACCUUCCGUGAGGAAACUCUCCAAAAUUGCUACCCUCCUGCUGGCCAGAAACUACAUCCUGAUGCUCACCAGCUCCCUAGAGGAGAUGAAGAGGCUGGUGGGUGAAAUCUAUGGAGGACACCACUCCGCCUUUCACUGCGGGACAGUGGGGCACUCAGGCGGGCACCCGGCCCACGCAGCUAGCACGGUCCACCAGGUCCACCCCAUCCUUGGCAGUGCCUUGUCUUCAGCCAACACCUCCUCCCCGCUGUCCGCCUCCCUACCAGGGAUUGGCACGAUCAGGCCCCCUCACUCUUUACUCAAGACUCCCUCUGCCCCGCCAGCCCUCCAGCUUGGCAGUGGCUUCCAGCACUGGGCGGGUUUGCCUUGCCCUUGCACUAUCUGUCAAAUGCCCCCUCCGCCACACCUGUCUGCCCUCACCACAGCCAACAUGAGCAGGAUCUCAGCAGAAUCCAAGGACUUACUGAAGUGACACUGAAAACUCCGGCGCCCUUUUAGCUAUACCAGAGAUCACACUUUCAAACGAGUUCUGUUCGGUGAUGCUGCAGGAAGACGCCACACAAGAAGUCCUGCGUUCGCAUGCAUGCUUCUCUUCCUUUGCUGAGCGCCCGUGUGUUUCCUCCCACCGACAGCCGAGCUUGUCCAAACUGCAUUCGUUGUAACAAGGGAUUAGUGUAGUAAGGACCUUACAAAGGUAAUGUUUUAGUUGGAUUCUCGGGCCAUGUUUUCUUCUUAUACUAAAACAAAAAUCCCUGUUGUAAAAACAAAACAAAAAAUGUAAAUAUUUCCUUAAAGUGGAUGCAAAAAAAAAAAAAGAAAAAGAAAGAAAAAAAGAAAAAAAAGACAUGGUGGUCAUUGUACGGUUCGCAGGUGCAAAGAGACGAUGAGUUGUUUGGGGUUUGUUUGUUUUUGGUUUGUUUGUUUGUUGUUUGUUUGUUUUUAAAGGCAACACCUACACUUCUGGGAAGCUUCUCUGCUCCACUCCAGGAUAUGACAGCUAGGAAUGACGAUGACU